UCAGCUUUAUUUCUCCCUUCUAGGCUUUUCUUCCUUUUAUUUUCGAAAAUAAUCGAAGAAAAAAAAUCUCAAAAAAAACCCGGAAAACUUAUAAAAAAUUUCCUUUCUCUUUUCUUACGUCCACUUGUGCGGUGUGGGAAAGAUAACUUUUUUUUAACCCUUCGCCUCUGCCCACUCUCGUCUCCCCGUGAUCGCGUCAGUUCGCAUCGCUCUCCUCGCCUCUCCCUGUUUUCUUCUGUUUGAUUUCCUGUCUGGGAAAUUAAAUUAGGCCUGCGACUCUGAACUCAAAACGUCUGUUGCUACAGGUCAUUCAAUAAAUCAAAAUGUCUGCCGACGUUACCACCGCUCCUGUCACCGACAACGCCGUCAACGGCUCCCCGGAUGCCAAUGGCACUGCUGCCAACAAGACAGCUGCUGAGGUUCCUGCUGUUGAAACCACUGCAUCCCCCGGCCCUACUACCACUCAGCCUCAAUCUGCAUCGCUCUAUGUCGGUGAACUCGACCCCUCUGUGACCGAGGCUAUGCUCUACGAGCUGUUCUCCUCCAUCGGCCAGGUUGCCUCCAUCCGCGUCUGCCGCGACGCUGUCACCAGACGUUCUCUGGGCUAUGCCUAUGUCAACUACAACAACACCGCCGACGGUGAGCGCGCCCUCGAGGAUCUCAACUACACUCUCAUCAAGGGAAAGCCUUGCCGUAUCAUGUGGUCUCAGCGUGAUCCUGCUCUGCGCAAGACCGGUCAGGGCAACGUUUUCAUCAAGAAUCUGGACAGUGCAAUUGACAACAAGGCCCUGCACGACACCUUUGCUGCCUUCGGAAACAUCCUCAGCUGCAAGGUAGCCCAGGAUGAGUUCGGUAAUUCCAAGGGAUAUGGUUUCGUCCACUACGAGACUGCUGAGGCUGCCAACAACGCCAUCAAGCAUGUUAACGGGAUGUUGCUCAACGACAAGAAGGUCUUCGUCGGACAUCACAUCUCCAAGAAGGAUCGGAUGAGCAAAUUCGAGGAGAUGAAGGCCAACUUCACCAACAUCUACAUUAAGAACCUCGACCAGGAAAUUACUGAGGAGGAAUUCCGCAAGAUGUUCGAGAAAUUCGGCGAGAUCACCUCCGCCACCCUGAGCCGUGAUCAGGAAGGCAAGAGCCGUGGCUUCGGUUUUGUCAACUAUUCCACUCAUGACAGCGCGCAGGCCGCCGUUGAUGAGAUGAAUGACAAGGAAGUCAAGAGCCAGAAGCUCUACGUCGGCCGUGCUCAGAAGAAGCAUGAGCGCGAAGAGGAAUUGCGCAAGCAGUACGAAGCUGCUCGCUUGGAGAAGGCAUCCAAGUACCAGGGUGUUAACCUCUACGUGAAGAACCUCACUGAUGAUGUUGAUGAUGAGAAGCUGCGCGAGCUCUUCAGCCCCUAUGGCACGAUCACUUCUGCCAAGGUGAUGCGCGAUGCCUCCAACAUCGAACGUCUCCAGACCCCGGAUUCCGAGAAGGAGAAGGAGACCAACAAGGAAAAUGAGCAAGCCGAGGGCGAAAAGGCCGAAAAGCCCCAAGAAGAAGCCAAGGAGGCUGAGGAAAGCAAAGAGGCUAAGAAGGCCGAUAAGAAGCCCCUAGGCAAGAGCAAGGGCUUCGGCUUCGUCUGCUUCAGCAGCCCUGACGAGGCUUCUAAGGCUGUUACCGAGAUGAACCAGCGCAUGGUCAACGGUAAGCCUCUCUAUGUCGCCCUUGCUCAGCGCAAGGAUGUUCGCCGGAGCCAGCUCGAGGCCAGCAUUCAGGCCCGUAACACCAUCAGACAGCAGCAGGCUGCCGCUGCUGCUGGAAUGCCACAACCGUACAUGCAGCCCGCUGUCUUCUACGGGCCUGGUCAGCAAGGUUUCAUCCCAGCUGCUGGACAGCGUGGUGGACUGGCCUUCCCUCCUCAACCUGGUAUGGUGAUGGGUAUCCCAGGAGGACGUCCUGGUCAAUACCCUGCUCCUUUCCCGGGUCAGCAGGGUGGACGUGGCGUCGGUGCCAACCAGCAGGUUCCUCCGAACUUUGCUCAGGGUAUCCCCAUGGGAGCCAUGCAGGGCCCUGGAGGCAUUCCUAACGGCAUGGGAUACCCUCAAGCUAUGGCCCAGGUGCAGGCAUUUGGACGCGGUGCUGGUGGCCGUGGUCAGGUUCCUGGCAUGCCGCCCAACAUGGGCGUCCGUGGUCCUGGAUAUGGACAGGGCCGUGGAGGCGUUCCCGUCCAGGGCCAGUUGGGUAGACCUGGUCAGGGUCGUGGACAGAAUGCCGCUGCUGGAGGCCGCGAAGAGGUUGCUGCCGGUGGUCUCACCAUCCAGGCUUUGUCUAACGCCCCACCUGCUCAACAGAAGCAGAUGCUCGGCGAGGCUCUGUAUCCCAAGAUUCAGGCUCAGAAGCCCGAGUUGGCAGGAAAGAUCACCGGCAUGCUUCUGGAGAUGGACAACGCUGAGCUGAUUAGCCUGCUUGAGGAUGAUGAGGCUUUGCGCGCAAAGGUUGACGAGGCGCUCAGCGUCUAUGACGAGUACAUGAAGAACAAGGGUGCUGAGGGCGAGGCCGCUGCUGAACCUGCUAAACCGAAGGAGGCCGCUAAGGAGACCACUACGGAAGGAAACCAGUCGUAGAUCAAGUGUGUCGAUUCCUGGUGUGUAGCGGAUAUGACUGGAAUCUUUUUCGGCCUUUUCAGCCUACCAGCUUGUGGAUGACGAUUCAUGUUACUUUUGUUAUGACCCUUCUAUCCUUCCUAUCCUUAUUCCCCGUUUGACCCGGGUAGGGAACCUUUUCUUUCUUCUCCCCCUUGCUAUUUCUACUUUCCCUUUUCUUUGUCAAUUUGUUUCCCCUGAUCCUGAUAUCCCUCGGUUUCCAA
Molecule: messenger RNA, 2848 nt
Organism: Monascus purpureus
Lineage: Eukaryota; Fungi; Ascomycota; Eurotiomycetes; Eurotiales; Aspergillaceae
Source: the annotation of a GenBank genome assembly